Molecule: messenger RNA, 1150 nt
Organism: Bombus huntii
Lineage: Eukaryota; Metazoa; Arthropoda; Insecta; Hymenoptera; Apidae
Exons: 3
Coding region: 356-1144 (262 amino acids)
Biological process (GO): sensory perception of smell; detection of chemical stimulus involved in sensory perception of smell
Cellular component (GO): plasma membrane
Molecular function (GO): olfactory receptor activity; odorant binding
Source: RefSeq, a predicted model, not a curated record
UUCAUACAGACUCUCCUAACAAUCUAUUUCUAUAAGACGUAUGCUACUCAUGGUUAGAGUUUCAACGUUAGAAGAAUAUUGUAGCAGUUUAUAUCUCGUUCCUACUACUUACAGCAUCAAUUAUUAAUCAGAUGAUAAAUCGAAAACAAACGAAAUAAAAAAGAAUACGUACAAAAUGAUGACAUCAAUAUUGAAAAUACUUCGAUUGAAGAGGCAAAACGAAUAAAACCGUAUAUUUAAGUAUCUACUCUAUAAUAUCGUUAUAAAGAAUUCCCUGCCGCAAAACUUUGUUAAGACAUAUACGAGGAAGAGUUUUACUCGCGGACACGCACCCAAUUUCACAUGAGGGGAGAAGAUGAAAGAGCUAUCUACUACAUUCGAUUACUACAUACUACCGAAUAAGAUCUUCUGCAGCAUAGUUGGAAUAUGGCCUAUCGGAGAAAGAAGUUCGACAUGUAGUAAAAUAUUUGCGUAUUUCCGCUUAAUAGUAUCAUUAAUUGCAAUCAGUAAUUUCUUCGUGCCCGAGAUUAUGGCCGUAGCGUUCUAUUGGGGCGAUGUGGAAACCGUAAUAGGGAUAGGAAGCAAUUUAAUGUCAGCCACGCAGUUAUUCUUUAAAAUGAUCUAUUUAGUAGCGAGAAGAGAAAGAAUAUACAGACUUUACAACGAGAUACGAAUUCUAUGGGAUUCUACCGAUGAUCCUAACGAAAGGAAAUCUUACGAACAAAUCGCUUAUCGGGCACGGAUUGUUACGAUCACUUUUUCUUCAUGCUUCCUAUGCAAUCUAACCACCUUCUCGAUUGCUACGAUUGCCGAUUAUUUUAGAUUUGCAUACAACGGCAACAACACUAACGACAAUCGACAUUUACCUUUUCUUGUCUGGUACGGCACAGACAUCUCGGCAUCUCCCAAAUUCGAAAUCGCUUUUGUUGGUCAAGUCAUGACAGCUAUGAUUGGACUUUCAGCAAUCACUGCCAUAGACUGCACGUUUAUGACUAUGAUCCUACACGUGUCUGGACAAUUUAUACUUAUCAAGACCUGGAUUAAUAAAAUUGGAUUUGAAAUGAAUCGUAAAUCUAUUGACAUGGACAAGUUUGAGGAGGACCUAUUUAAAUGCAUUCGUCAUCACCAACGAAUGAUACAGUAAACAUUU